Brassica napus (rape) is the source of this 2829-nucleotide messenger RNA. RefSeq names its product basic leucine zipper 43-like. Gene Ontology annotation, biological process: regulation of DNA-templated transcription. The record is from RefSeq and is a predicted model, not a curated record. Bases 1843 to 2448 code for a protein of 201 amino acids. Lineage: Eukaryota; Viridiplantae; Streptophyta; Magnoliopsida; Brassicales; Brassicaceae. Gene Ontology annotation, molecular function: DNA-binding transcription factor activity. The transcript has 2 exons.
AGUGCUUCUAGAGGGUUUCGAAUUAGCUAGACUGCUAUGUAUGAAUUAUGAAAUAUACAUUUUUAAAUAAAUAAAUAAAUUAAUAAUGUUAGAUUAUAAAAUUUUAUUAACUCAUAAUUUUAUCAAAUUUUAAAACAUUUAAAGUUCUGUUUAUUAAAUAUUUAUAUUUUAAAGUAAGUGAAACAUUUGAUUAUAAUGUUGUAUUGAUUUAAUUUUAUAUAUUUAAAUUUAAUCUAUAUAUUUCAUUAGAUUAUUUGAAAAUAUUUUUUUGUAUGGAUGAUAAUAGUAUGAAAGUAUAUGAAUAUAUCUCUAACAAAACUUGCACCUUAACUUUUUUUUUUUUGUUGCACAUAUUAACUUGCACUAUAAAAAAAACAUGAACUGCAUGAUGAAAUGGAGACAGUACUUGAAAAUGACUAAGCUAUACGACAUAAAAUAACUAUAACCAGCACAUUUUGUAAACUUAAGAGAAAAAAAAUCAGCAUUUGUAAUAUUUUCUACGACACAGCAUUUUUAAUCUGUAUAUAUUAGAUUAAUUAACUUAUGUACUUGUAAUUUGAAAUCAUUUGAUUAACAAAGUCAAAUACUAACAAAAAGAAUAGACCUUAUACCUUUUCCUAUAUCACUAUUCCUAUAUCAUUAUAUCAAUGUCUUGGCUUACCACCUAUUCCGUUGGCAAGACACGUCGUCCAAGACCAUCCAUUGCUAUGUUAUCGCCGAACCUAUCUGUGUAUACUAGUGCUGAAUUGAGUUUCAAGUACAGAGACUAUCAUUGAUGACAUAUAUAUAUACAACUAUACAAGUGUUGGAUUGAGUUUCAAGUACAGACACACCUUUGUUGAGUCCAAAUGUGGCCAUUUGUGUAACGUGUAGAAACCAGCUCAACGUUAACAACUUAUAAUAUCAUCAUUUUUUUUGGAUACUAUGUAAUCUGCAUUUGUACAUCUGGUAAGGAUCCUGACUGUGACGUGAGCUGGAUAGAGCUUCAAUGGGUUCAGGUUGGUUCAGACGUAACUUGCAGAAAAGAGGCCCAUUGUCCAUUUCUGGAAACAAGACAUUGCCUCUCCGUUACGCUAAUUACAUUUUGGCAUACCCUUUCAAGUUUCAAAGCUGUUAACCAUCACAAUCUCUUUUUAAUGUGUUUGGUGUCUGCUUUAUUUAGCCUCGAAAUUCAAGUUUAUCCCUCAAUAUCAGUCUGAAAACGAUGCAUUAAUUAAUGUCUUUUGACUUUAUAGUAGUUUGUGUUUACUUUGGUCAUUCUUUUCUUAUUAUAUGAUUCACAAUUUUACAUUUGUAUUACCAUUGUUCAAGUAGGUAGGCCACUUUGAUUAAUUCACUAAUGGUACAUCAUCUUGAAUCGAUUUCCAUUUUAUUUUUGUAUACUUUUAAAGAAACUACACCAGCCCUAGAAUUUUCUAAAUCGACGAAUAUAUUUUAAAAGUAAAAUUGUGAAUGUAGAUAGCUAAAUACGUGCAAGUUAGCAUCCACCAACCCUCAUGGUAAAAAUACUAAUAACACGAAACAUUGAAUUUAAAAACAAAAGAAGCCAUAAAAGAUAUUAAUCCUUGACCAAGAUGUUUAGAUUUUGUCAAAAAGUAUCACUAGAGAGAAGAAGUUAGUUAGUGGAGUGUUUCAAAUGCUAAAGAGAAACCCACCAAAGAUGUGAGUACAAGUUGUCUUCAUGCAAGUAAAUUUGUUUGCCAUUAAAUAUCGUCUAACAUCUUAAUUAAUUUAAGCCUACACUAAUCUUUAUCUCUCUCUCUCUCUCUCUCUCUCUCUCUCUCUCUCUCUCUCUCUCUCUCUCUCUCUCUCUCUCUCUCUCUCUCUCUCUCUUCCACUUUGAUGAUAAGACAUCUAAAACCUAACAUGGAGUCUAGUCCCCAUCGCUCACAUCAUUGUUUCGAUAUUCUUGAAGGAAUGCCACCACAGGACGAUCAUUUCAACUCGUCAUUUCUACAAAACCCUAACUUCCAUGUCCAUUUGCAGUCUAUAUCACCAAACUUGUCGACCCGCAGCAACAACAACCGCUCUGAUCACUUAGACCCAAAUGGAGAACCCUUUUGCCACAGAGAGGGUCUUGAUCCAGACGAAAGAAGGGCAAGAAGAGUGGUCUCUAACCGAGAAUCUGCAAGAAGGUCUCGUAUGCGGAAGAAGAAGCAGAUAGAAGAGCUGCAGCAACAAGUGGAGCAGCUCAUGGUUUUGAAUCAUAACUUGUCUGAGAAAGUCAUUAAUUUGUUGGAAAGUAACCACCAGAUCAUACAAGAGAACUCACACCUGAAGGAGAAAGUCAAUUCCUUUCACUUGCUCAUGGCAGAAAUGCUAAUACCUAUGAGAAAUGUAGACGGCAGCAUCAAUGACCGCGACGCGAAUCAUCUCAGAGGAGAGACAUCGAACCGGACCAACACUUUCUUUGGCAGGCAUUGUACAGAGAUAGCCGGGUCUGCAUAGAAACGCGUGCAACGCACCUGAAAGUUUUAGCCAACUAAAACCCAAAGACAAAAGUAUUUCUUUGAUGUUUACUUGCUUGACGUUAUGGUUUCACCAUCUAUUGUUGUUCUCUCCUCAUAAAUAUUCACUGAGAAAAACGAAAUAAAAAAUAGCAUCCAAUAGAUGAAAUUAAACGUUCAUGAAAUUCGAGCAAAAAAAGAAGGAAGCAAUUACGUAUCCUACAUUGAUUUUAGUGUAAUCAUGCUCCUAAACUGACGACAGAUUGAGUUGGGCCUUACGUGAAUGAGUAGCUAUAGUAUACAGUGCAACGUUUACCACUCUUUUGAAUGUAACGAAUCAUAUAGCCAUAAUGUUUCCAUGAUUGCAAGAACUUUCAUAUUC